This is a messenger RNA of Bathycoccus prasinos, 1362 nucleotides long. RefSeq lists its product with no specific name. Gene Ontology annotation, cellular component: chloroplast. Bases 1 to 1362 code for a protein of 453 amino acids. NCBI's taxonomy places the organism in Eukaryota, Viridiplantae, Chlorophyta, Mamiellophyceae, Mamiellales, Bathycoccaceae. The transcript is spliced from 2 exons. Gene Ontology annotation, molecular function: pyridoxal phosphate binding; L,L-diaminopimelate:2-oxoglutarate transaminase activity. The record is from RefSeq and is a predicted model, not a curated record.
AUGUUUUCGAUGACAACCAGCACCUCGUCUCUUUUGGGCAAACAGCUUUCCUCGUCGUCCUCGAAGCACCUCACGAAGGAACAACCGAAACGACACGAUAAAAUCAACGUCAAAGUCGCCGCGAUGUCGAACGUUUCCCGAAAUCCAAACAUGGCGCAACUUCGCGCGGGAUAUUUGUUCCCGGAAAUCGCGCGGAUCCGCAACGCGCACUUGGAGAAAAACCCGGACGCGAAGAUUAUUAGUUUAGGGAUCGGGGAUACGACCGAACCAAUCCCAGCGCCGAUCGUGUCGGGCAUGGCCAACGCGGCUUUGGCGUUAGGUACGGUCGCCGGGUACGAAAAGACCGGCGGUUACGGCUCCGAGGCUGGACAACAACCUCUGAGAGACCUCAUCGUGAAGCGCUUUUACAGCGAGAAGACGAAGAUAAACGCGAGUGAGAUUUUCGUUUCGGACGGGUCGAAGUGCGACAUUUCGAGAAUGCAACAAAUGUUUGGUCCGGGGAGAAAAGUUGCGGUGCAAGAUCCGGCGUAUCCAGCGUACGUGGAUUCGUCUGUCAUCAACGGGCACUGCACGGGCUACGACGAAAAAACGAAACGAUACGAAAACAUCGUCUACAUGGAGUGCGUGCCGGGCAACGACUUUUUUCCAAACUUGGAAGCUGCGAAGGACGCGGACAUCAUCUUCUUUUGCUCGCCAAAUAACCCGACUGGGGCGGCGGCGACUAGAGCGCAAUGCAAAGAGUUGGUCGAUUUCGCGAACAAGAACGGUCAAAUUGUCAUUUACGAUGCGGCGUAUGCGUUUUACAUCGAAAAUCCGGAUUGUCCAAAGACGAUUUACGAAAUUGAAGGCUCGGAGACGUGUUGCAUCGAGAGUUGCUCGUUCUCCAAGUACGCCGGAUUCACGGGUUUGCGAUUAGGCUGGACGGUCGUUCCGGAAGCGUUGAAGUUUGCGGACGGUUCUUCAGUCAGAUUCGACUGGAACAGGUGCAUGUGCACGGCCUUCAACGGUGCCUCCAACGUCGCGCAAGGCGGCGGCUUGGCGGCGUUGUCCGACGAAGGGUGGAAGUCUAUGCAAGAAACGGUCGGUUUCUAUAAGGAAAAUGCGAAAAUGUUGAAGAAGACGUUCGAAGAGUUGGGUUUUAAAGUGUAUGGAGCCGUCGAUGCGCCGUACGUGUGGGUCGACUUUGACGGAAGAGACUCGUGGGAAGUCUUCACGGAAAUUUUGACCAAGACGGAUAUCGUCACCACACCGGGCGCUGGUUUUGGGCCAACCGGGGAUGGUUUCGUCCGCAUGUCCGCGUUUUGCCACAGAGACAACUUGGAAACUGCGAUUGAGCGUUUGAAGAAGGAGUUCGCGAAGUAA